Molecule: messenger RNA, 1238 nt
Organism: Neltuma alba
Lineage: Eukaryota; Viridiplantae; Streptophyta; Magnoliopsida; Fabales; Fabaceae
Product: dirigent protein 24-like
Exons: 2
Coding region: 12-1238 (408 amino acids)
Source: RefSeq, a predicted model, not a curated record
GAUCGGUAAAAAUGGCGGAACUCGGCAAUUUCAAGCUCAUCGGCUGCCUCUUCUUUUUAGUCAGUGUGUAUAAUAUUGUCAACUCUGCUAGGCUUCUUGAUGAAGUGGAUCCACAACCUCAAGUCAUCAACAAUCAACCAGGACCAGCCAUUCCUGCAGUUCCUCAAAUACCGGCAACCACGUUACCAAGCACCCAAAUACCUGCUGCCACCGCGGUCCCUCCCCUCCCGGUCCCAGUUACCGAUGACACCCCGGAGGAAACACCAACGGCAGGUGCCCCGGUUGCCGCCGCCGCGGCCGCCGCCCCCACCACCGUGGACGCUGAUGAUGGCGCAGCUGAUGAUGACGAGAAUGUUGAUGAUUCCACUCAAGCCCCGGCUGCUGUGACUGCCUCUGCACCGGCUGCAGGCGAUGAGAGUGAAGAAGAAAAUCCAGACCAACCAGAGCCUGCAGCUGUAACUCCAGCCCUCCCGGUGGCAGGCGCCCCAGUCGCCGGAGGCAACGCGGCAGCAGCGGCAAACCCGGCCGGAAAAGAGCCAACUCUUUCUUUCUAUAUGCACGACGUUAUUGGCGGGACACAUCCAUCGGCCAGGGUGGUGGCCGGGAUCGUCGCUAACACAGACGUCACCGGCCUACCAUUCUCCAAGAUCAACAACAACCUCUUCCCCAUCGUCGGAGGAAUUCCGUUAGUCAACCCCAAGCUCAAUGGCAUCGUCACCAACAACAACCUGCCACUCCUUGUAGGCCUCAACGCUGCUCAAACCUCUACUGUGUUCCAAAACCGAGGCUCCGGCAGUGCAGUGAGCGGCGGCGAUAACCGGCCUUUUGUGAAUGCCAACAACCUCCCAUCCGGAUUCACCCUCCAGAAGCUCAUGUUCGGGUCGGUGACGGUGAUCGACGACCAAUUAACCGAAGGGCACGAGCUAGAUUCUACUGUGAUUGGUAAAGCAGAAGGCCUCUACUUGGCUAGCUCCUUGGACGGCACUAGCCAAACCCUUGUGGUCACAGUUAUAUUACACAGCGGUGAGGAACAUCACGGGGUUGAGGAUACCAUAAGCUUCUUCGGUGUUCACCGGACUGCAUCGCCGGGAUCGGAGAUCGCCGUGAUCGGCGGCACAGGUAAGUAUGAGAAUGCAAUGGGAUAUGCUGCUCUCGAGUCGCUUCCGAAGGUGGAUCAGCACACCACGGACGGAGUAGACACCAUCCUGCAUUUCAAUGUCUAUCUCACUGAUGAGUAG